GCCGCCUCGCCCGGAAGUGGCCGCCGUGGCCGUUGGAGCCCGGGCGGUUGCUAAGCGAUGGCUCCGGUGUCUCGCUCGCGGAGCCCGGUGGAGUCUCCGUCCUCCCGGCGGGGGCGGGCCACCGGGUCGGCCAGCCCUUCUCCGCCCCGGCCCAGCCGGAGCAGGCGGUCCUCCUCGCGCUCGAGGUCUCGGUCCCGCGAGCGCGGCGGGCCCCGGCAGCGGCCUGGGCCCCCGCACUACGGUGGCCACCGAUACGGGCCCGAGCAUUACGGCAAGGAGCAAGAGGAGUCGCUGCGACAGAGGCGAUUAAAUGAGAGAGAAAGAAUAGGUGAAUUAGGAGCACCGGAAGUCUGGGGAUUGUCACCAAAAGUUCCUGACCCAGAUUCUGAUGAACAUACCCCUGCAGAAGAUGAAGAUGGGACAUCUAAAAAGAGCAGCUCCUCUGAUUCCAGUUCAGAAGAGGAGGAAAAGAAAAAGAAGAAAAAGAAGAAGAGGAGAAAAGCUGCUUCACGUAAGUUUAAUGUUCACAAUCUGAAAUUAACCUCAUCUAACAUUUCAGGUGAGGGAGAAAAGAAGAGAGCCAAGAAAAAGAAGAAGAAGCACAGAAAAAAAAAGUCCAAGAAGAAAAAGAGUAAGAAGAGCAGGAAGGACUCCAGUGAGUCAAGCAGUGAAGAUUCUGACAAUGAAACUCUGCAGGAGGAUGAUCUGUGGAUUGAAAGAUCAAAAAAUGCAGAUGCAGUGGAUUUCAUUGGACCAGAAGCGCCCAUUACCCAUGCCUCUCAAGAUGACCGGCCCUUGAACUACGGACAUGCUUUGCUACCUGGUGAAGGGGCUGCCAUGGCUGAGUAUGUAAAAGCUGGAAAACGCAUCCCAAGAAGAGGUGAAAUUGGCCUUACCAGUGAAGAGAUUGCAUCAUUUGAGAAGUCCGGCUAUGUAAUGAGUGGCAGCAGACACCGGCGAAUGGAAGCUGUGCGUCUGCGCAAAGAGAACCAGAUCUACAGCGCAGACGAGAAGAGAGCCCUGGCAUCUUUCAACCAGGAGGAGAGACGGAAGAGGGAAAACAAGAUCCUGGCAAGCUUCCGUGAGAUGGUCUACAGAAAAACCAAGGGCAAAGAUGAAAAGUGAACUGCUUGCUCUUCUUGUACGUGACAGAUUGGAACUGUUGCCAGCGAACCCCGCCUGAUCAUAGCAGUUGGGAAAUGGGUGUGUCCAGUAUUGCAGCCCUGCUUGCUGGGCCUGUUGCUGCCUGAAUGUUGGGAGACAGUUCAUGGGUAUUAUAACAAUGCAGGCAGGUUUUGUGCCCUAGUCACAGGGCAUUGCCAGUAGCAGACGUAUACAGGCCUAAACGAAGUAAGGGAGGUAUUAAGUGCAGCAGGCCAUCACGCGAAUUAUACCCAAACAUUGCCAGCAAUUAUUUGCAAUGCUGCCAUCUGUUAAUCUAAUAAAGCAUCUUAAAAUGAGCCAUGAAUUGAAAAGCUAAUUGCAGAUAGUUAAAAAGGGGACUUCCGUGACCAAAACCUGGGAUUUUAUUAAGGUUACUCUGUUCUACAUUCUUAGAUAAGGGAAUGUUGAGCCAACAGUGGAAGACAGAAUGCAUUGAAGGUAACUCACUGGACUGGAGAUUGAAGCAAAGGAAUGUCCCAGUUACUUGGUGUGCCCAACACUGGGUACAAAACAAGAUAGAACUGCCUUUGGUACUGGAUGCCACCUUUUAACUUUCUUGCCCAGAGUAGAUGCAUUUUUUUGUUUGUGAGCUUUUAAUUUCUCCUUCAUUUUUAAUAGUACAAACUGGCUUAGAUCAUCUUUUUUGGGUUUUGUUCAGACACCUUGUAAAUAGUUAGAUCAUGUCACAUAGCACAGAUUUAACUGCAUUGUUUUUAAUUUCUGUCUGUUUAGCAAUAUGUCAAAAAGAACUGCUUGAAGAAUGUAAACAUCUUCAUGCUAAAUGGUGUUUCACUGGAAUGGAUUGGGCAUAUCUCUAUAAGCUGUGGAGGGGUGACAGUUUUAUGUGGCAGUUGCCCGUGUCAUUCACUGGGAAUUGUGAGCCCCUUUCCAGAAGCUUUAAGAACCACCCAGCAAGCCAAAGGUGCUUUGACAAAACAUAGGAAGCUGCAAUCUGAAAGAAGGGGAGAGAAAACCCCAAACAAAGCAGGAAGAUCCUGUAUAUGUGUGAGUAUAUGGGGGUGGGAACUUUAUCUGGUACAUUGUGACUACCCCUUUCUUACAUAAUUCCAAUAAUUCUGGGGGAAUAUUUAAUACAAUUAAAGUGUUCACCUGGAUGCA
Varanus komodoensis (Komodo dragon) is the source of this 2283-nucleotide messenger RNA. It is a transcript of the gene NKAP, whose product is annotated as NFKB activating protein. The record is from RefSeq and is a predicted model, not a curated record. Gene Ontology annotation, cellular component: nucleus. The coding region runs from base 58 to 1125 and encodes 355 amino acids. Lineage: Eukaryota; Metazoa; Chordata; Lepidosauria; Squamata; Varanidae. The transcript has 9 exons. Gene Ontology annotation, molecular function: chromatin binding. Gene Ontology annotation, biological process: regulation of gene expression.